CGUUACCAUGGUAAUCUGCAUUGAUAACAAACGCAUGGCCAAUGGCCGUGAUCAAAAUUUUUGUGUUUACUGUCAGUCUGUCAGUUUCUAAUGCAACCGCGAAAUAAUAUUCGUUUAUUGAUUAAACUUUCCAAGUAAACUAUCUGAUGAAUGUGAGGCCACGUAGAAGUUUCCAGAACAAUACGGCGACAUGUUUAAGAACACUUUUCAGUCUGGGUUUCUGUCAAUUCUUUACAGCAUAGGCAGCAAACCUUUACAAAUUUGGGAUAAAAAAGUUCGAAAUGGGCACAUAAAACGCAUUACCGACAAUGACAUACAAAGUUUAGUGCUUGAAAUAGUUGGGACCAAUGUGAGCACUACGUACAUAACAUGCCCGGCGGAUCCGAAGAAGACGCUGGGCAUCAAACUGCCGUUUUUGGUUAUGAUAAUCAAAAAUCUCAAAAAGUACUUCACUUUUGAAGUCCAGGUACUUGAUGACAAGAAUGUACGCAGACGUUUUAGAGCCAGUAACUACCAAUCAACAACUCGAGUCAAACCAUUUAUCUGUACAAUGCCAAUGCGUCUAGAUGAAGGUUGGAAUCAAAUACAAUUUAACCUUGCUGAUUUUACAAGGAGAGCAUAUGGCACUAAUUAUGUUGAAACAUUACGGGUACAAAUACAUGCUAACUGUAGAAUCAGGAGGGUGUACUUUUCAGACAGGUUGUAUUCAGAAGAUGAGCUUCCUGCCGAAUUCAAGCUAUUCCUGCCAAUACAAAAUAAGGCAAAAACUGCAGUUGCUACAUAAAUAAUUGUAGUUUAAAUAUUACCCUAGUAAAUGUAUUUUAUAAGUAUA
Molecule: messenger RNA, 832 nt
Organism: Pararge aegeria (speckled wood butterfly)
Lineage: Eukaryota; Metazoa; Arthropoda; Insecta; Lepidoptera; Nymphalidae
Gene: Bug22
Product: cilia- and flagella-associated protein 20
Exons: 2
Coding region: 191-784 (197 amino acids)
Biological process (GO): cilium assembly; positive regulation of cell motility; regulation of cilium beat frequency involved in ciliary motility
Cellular component (GO): motile cilium; ciliary basal body
Source: RefSeq, a predicted model, not a curated record